Molecule: messenger RNA, 2069 nt
Organism: Plectropomus leopardus (leopard coralgrouper)
Lineage: Eukaryota; Metazoa; Chordata; Actinopteri; Perciformes; Serranidae
Gene: dhh
Product: desert hedgehog signaling molecule
Biological process (GO): cell-cell signaling; multicellular organism development; protein autoprocessing
Molecular function (GO): patched binding; calcium ion binding
Source: RefSeq, a predicted model, not a curated record
AAGGGAGGGCAAUCUUGUCCGGACGCUAAUAAGACCCAAUGGCUGGUGCAAGGUGGCCAGGAGCUCUGAAACGCGACAGGAGACGGUGGACGAAGCAGAGAAGGAGGAGAAAAAAAUCUCAGGAGAGACAUUUCUGUAUGGACAAAGAGGAUGAGAGCGCCACGGGAGCGUCCAUAGGAACUACAGGGGAGCCGUGGGGGCUUUUAGUGUGCGUCAGUUUGUGUCUCGUCAAAGGAACUGCGUGGAGAGAGGAGCGCUCUACAUGAUUUGCAAUGGACCAGGAUCUGACCCUCAUUCACAUGCCGAAUCACUGACUCCUGGGAGCCCCAACCCUCCCCAAUGAAGCAGUCCUGGUGGGCCCGCCUGGCACAGCUCGGCCUGCUCGCUGUGUGGACCUGCAUAUGGCUGGUCCAGGGAUGCGGACCGGGCCCCGGGUACGGCAUCCGGCCCAGGCCCAGGAAGCUCACGGCCAUGCACUACAAGCAGUUUUUCCCCAACUUCUCAGAAAACAACCUUGGUGCCAGCGGGAGAGCAGAGGGCAAGAUCACACGCAACUCUGAGCGCUUCAACGAACUUGUGUGCAAUUACAACCCAGACAUUGUCUUCAAGGAUGAGGAGAACACCAACGCAGACCGCUUCAUGACCAAGCGCUGUAAGGACUGUUUGAACAGGCUGGCUAUCGCAGUGAUGAACCAGUGGCCAGGGGUACACUUGCGUGUGACGGAGGCCUGGGAUGAGGACGGCCACCACCCUCCCGGCUCGCUGCACUAUGAGGGCCGUGCCGUGGAUAUAACCACUGAUGACAGAGAAACAGAGAAGUAUGGUCUUCUGGCCCAGCUGGCUGUGGAGGCUGGCUUUGACUGGGUCCACUAUGAGUCCAAAUAUCACAUCCACUGCUCAGUAAAAGCUGAUCACUCUGUUGCAGUGGAAAAAGGUGGCUGUUUCCCAGGCUGGGCCCGGGUGACGGUUGCUGGAGGGGUGCAGAAGAGCCUGUCGUCCCUGGCUCCUGGGGACAGAGUCAUGGCCUUGUCUGGGACAGGCCAAAUCGUGUUUAGCCAAGUCCUCUUGUUCCUGCACCGGGACCAAGAAAGCUGGUCCACGUUUCUGUCUCUGGAGACAGAAGACGGCCACAGAUUGGCUCUUACUCCACAUCACUUGGUCUUUUUAGCUCCCCACUGCAGACUUGAGAGCAGUGAGUACAAGUUUGCAAGCAGGGCCAAAACAGGAGACUGUGUGCUCAUCCAUACAGCGGAGGGUCAAGUACGUCCAUCUCGAAUCAUCUUUGUGUCAGUCGAGGAGAGUGUGGGAGUGUAUGCGCCUUUAACAGAAGCUGGAACUGUGUUUGUUGAUGGGGUGCUGGCAUCUAGCUAUGCUCUGGUGGAGGACCACAGACUUGCACACUGGGCAUUUGGUCCAGUGCGACUCCUCUCUUCAUUCAAGCAGCUACUCUGGGGAGAGACAAGAAAAGAACAUCAAACCACAGACAGUGAAACAGCUUGUAUUAAGACUCCAUCUCAUUGUAGCCCUUUGGCUGCAAAAGACAAAGCAGGUGCGUAUGUGAAUAAUGGCACUCUGGACAAAGAAGACAAUCUGAGCAAACCUGUGGGGAUGGAAAUGAAAGAGAAGCAGGCAUCCAAUGUGCACUGGUAUGCUCGAUUACUGUACAGUUUGGGAUGUAUCUUUUUAGACUCCAACUCCUUUCAUCCUUAAAAGCCUAAAACUAUAAACUGAGUACAUGUCGCACUGUUCUGUGUCUCAGCUUUGAUACAUUUACACUAACACUUCCUGUUCUAUUCUUCAAUAAAUAAAAAACACUGGAGUAUCUUGCUUUGUUUUUUUCCCCACUAUUGUUUGCAUUAUAAUCUAUCAUACAUGCUAAUGUAAGUGAUGUUUUGUAAGAAGCUGAUGGGACAAAUUGUCUAAGCAUGUUAAUGUAAAAAAAAACAAAAAAAAAAACUGGUCACUCCAAAAUGACUGUAUGAUAGUCUAUUUGUACAUCAUGUUAUUUCUUUUAAUAUUUCAAUUAUAUAUGUAAUAUAUAUAUAUUAUUCUAAUGGGAUAGGAAUAAU